AGAAUAAAUGGAAUGUUUAUCCUCUAUAAACAAAUGUUUUCAGAAAAUGUUGUGGUAUCUAUUAAGAGGAUGGAUUUAAAUGAAUUGUAUAGUAUAUGAGAGAAGAUUUUUAAAAUUAUUUUUAAUUGUGAUCUUUUUCUCUGCAGGUUGAAGAUCUUUUUUACAAUGUAAAUACAAGGAGGAAAGCUUUAAAAAAUCCAAAUGAAGAAUACGCAAAAAUACUAGAAGUUGUUAGCAGGUAUGCCAUCCAUAACUCGGGCAUCAGCUUUUCAGUUAAAAAGCAAGGUGAUACCAUGUCAGAUGUUAGAACCUUAUCAAACGCCUCAACAGUGGACAACAUUAGGUCCAUCUUUGGAAAUGCUGUUAGCAGGGAACUGAUAGAAGUGGGUUGUGAAGAUGCAAGUCUGGCCUUUAAAAUGAAAGGCUACAUCACGAAUGCAAACUAUUCUGUGAAGAAAUGUGUAUUUUUACUCUUCAUAAACCAUCGAUUGGUAGAGUCAGCCGCUUUGCGGAAAGCCAUAGAAACUGUGUAUGCUGCUUAUUUGCCAAAAAGCACGCAUCCAUUCCUAUACUUAAGCCUGGAAAUAGCACCCCAGAAUGUAGAUGUGAAUGUGCACCCUACAAAACAUGAGGUCCAUUUCCUUCAUGAAGACAGUAUCCUAGAGCGUGUGCAACAACAUGUAGAGAGCAAGUUAUUGGGCUCUAAUUCUUCAAGGAUGUACUUCACUCAGACAUUGCUUCCAGGGGCCGAGUGCUCUUCCAGUGAGGUCGUAAAAGCAUCAGCAAACUCUUCUGCGGUUACCAAAGGAACGAGUGAUAAAGUUUACCCGCAUCAGAUGGUCCGCACUGAUUCCCGGGAGCAGAAAUUGGAUGCUUUUCUUCAGCUGGUGAACAACCCCCUCAGUACAGGCCCCGCUGAAGUGACGACAGAGGCUAAUGCAGGACCUCCGGAGGGUGCGGCCAGGCCACAGGAUGCUGAAAUGGAAGAUGUCAGUGAUCUGGUUGAAAUGGCUGUUGUUCAGGGGGACACAGUGAUGCCUGAGGGGCUGAGUGAGAGUGCACGCUUGUCUCCUGAGACUGUGCCUCCUCGAAAGAGACCACGGGAAGACACGGACGUAGAAAUGGAGAAAGAUGACAGCAGAAAGGACAUGACUGCUGCCUGCACCCCUAGAAGAAGAAUUAUCAACUUGACCAGUGUAUUGACUCUCCAGGAGGAAAUUAGUAACCAGGCACAUGCAAAUCUUCAGGAGAUGCUCCGUGAUCACUCAUUUGUUGGCUGCGUCAGCCCUCAGUGGGCUCUGGCCCAGCAUCGGACAAAACUGUAUCUUCUCAAUACAACAAAACUCAGCCAAGAACUCUUCUACCAGAUACUUAUUUAUGACUUCGCAAACUUUGGAGUCUUAAGGUUGUCUGAGCCAGCUCCUUUAUAUGAGCUUUCAAUGCUUGCUUUAGAGGAUCCUGAAAGUGGCUGGACAGAAGAAGAUGGCCCAAAAGAAGGGCUUGCGGAGUACAUUGUGGAGUUUCUGCAAAAGAAGACUGAAAUGUUGAAAGACUACUUUUCUCUUGAAAUUGAUGAGGAAGGAAACCUGAUUGGGUUACCACUUCUGAUAGACAACUAUGUCCCACCGCUGGAAGGACUGCCUAUGUUCAUCCUUCGCUUGGCCACAGAGGUAAACUGGGAUGAAGAAAAGGAGUGUUUUGAAACCCUAAGUAAAGAAUUAGCUAUGUUCUACUCCAUUAGAAAGCAAUAUAUAAUAGAUGAAGCCAACCUGACGAACUCUCAGAAUGAAGAUUCUGACUCUAGUUCAACAACGUGGAAAUGGACUGUGGAACAUGUACUUUACAAAGCUUUUAGGACUCAUCUUUUACCUCCUAAACACUUCACAGAAGAUGGCAACAUUUUGCAGCUUGCUAACCUGCCUGACCUGUAUAAAGUUUUUGAGAGAUGUUGAGCAAGUAGUUAUUACAGACUGGUGCAUAUCUAAAAACCAUUCAUGCAACAUUCUGCUUUACUUAGUAGAGGAUAAAGCUGGAAUCUUGAUGAAGGAAAGAAAGAGGGGAUUUAAUAUAUUUACAUGAUAGCAAAUGGUCUAUUUUCCUUCUGUUGAUCAAAGAAUAAAAAAAUUGUUUUAGCUAUGUCUAAACCACUGACAUUCCUGAACAAAAUCUCCACUUAUGCUUUGAGUUUCACUAUUAAGCAACAAGCUAAUAGAAUAAAAUUGGGUUAAUUAAUUGUGAAAGGAGACAACAUUCGCAUUUCAAUUAAGUUAAGCUCUAACUUAGCUUGCUUUUUUUUUUAAGAAUGACUGUUGUGUGACAGUACCUCCACUGUGAGUGUACAUGCAAAGCAUGUAACUGCAGGAGUUGGUCUUGCAGUAUUUCCGCCCCCUUGCUGAAAUAAGGCAAAGCCCUUCCCUUAAAGGAGUCUGAAAAGCGAAACAGGAAUCCUCUGAUGGGCAGCGCAUGAGCAUGCACCCAUGAGGCUCUUUUCAAAGAAUAGUUGCAGCUGACAAUCUGACUACAGGCUCCAGUGUGAGAAGAAGCCAUUAGUCUUACUCAGGCAGGAAAAAAAAAAUGCUUGUGCUUUCAGUUGACCCCCAACCUUCCCUGAGACCAUCACAAACUUGAAUUAUCACAAGGAGGCCCUUGGUGCUGCUCUGCAGGGGUGGCUUAGAGGAAGUCAACGAGAAGCAGAUGUGCUUUCCACCAUAUGGCAAAUGAGGUUUUUAGCAGAUGUUUUGUACAUGCAAAUGCUCUCCAAACCCCCAAAGUAUUCUUCAUCUUCAGAAUACGCACCAUAAGCACAACUCAGCUAGAGCCUGAUGGUUUCUUCUGAACAAACAGCCAAAAUGAAUGCAAAGAGUUAGCAGCACAGACAAUCAUCUGUGAUCACUGAACUACAACUGUCUCCAAUUUAAUGAGUAGGCCUAGGGAGAUCUGCUACAUACAAGGCUGUCUCUCAGCAGGGAAAGCAUUUCUGUAAGUCCAAGAAGUAUCUAGCAUCCAAACCAAAAAAGAAAGCAAGUUGCAGUUCUGCACUGUAAAGAUACCCGUUCUGUUUGAAAGCAGCUCUGGUACAAGCAGAGGCACUAACACUCUGGAUUUUUUUUUUUUUUUUUUUUGCUGGAUUGCAAAAGUCCCAAAACCUGCCUUGCUUUGAGAAAUAACACUGAAAGGCAGCAGUUUGCAACAGGAAAGCAUCUGAAGUAAGUCCAAAAGGUUGAUUCCACUCACGCACCUGCUGGCCUCAAGC
Messenger RNA from Egretta garzetta (little egret), 3253 nucleotides. RefSeq names its product mutL homolog 1 (gene MLH1). The record is from RefSeq and is a predicted model, not a curated record. The transcript has 14 exons. Gene Ontology annotation, cellular component: MutLalpha complex. Gene Ontology annotation, biological process: mismatch repair. Gene Ontology annotation, molecular function: mismatched DNA binding; ATP hydrolysis activity; ATP-dependent DNA damage sensor activity. The coding region runs from base 294 to 1952 and encodes 552 amino acids. Lineage: Eukaryota; Metazoa; Chordata; Aves; Pelecaniformes; Ardeidae.